Molecule: messenger RNA, 495 nt
Organism: Daphnia carinata
Lineage: Eukaryota; Metazoa; Arthropoda; Branchiopoda; Diplostraca; Daphniidae
Product: cuticle protein 7-like
Exons: 3
Coding region: 1-495 (164 amino acids)
Cellular component (GO): extracellular matrix
Source: RefSeq, a predicted model, not a curated record
AUGAAGUUCUUCAUUCUCGCCGCUGUUUUCGCCAUUGCCGCCGCUGAUUCCUACAGGACUGCAGAAUACGCACCGAAGUACGUGGCUCCUAGAUAUGAAUCCCCUAAAUACGAGGCCGCUUCAUACCGCGAAGUUUACUAUGAGGCUCAACCUUACGAUUUUGGGUACUCCGUGAAAGAUGCUGAAUACUACACUGAUUUCGAUCACUCCGAGAGAAGCGACGGUAAAGUCACGACUGGCUCUUACCGCGUUCAACUUCCAGAUGGUCGCACUCAGAUCGUCACGUACAGAGCUGAUAGCUACGGCUACACGGCUGAUGUCAAGUAUGAGGGCGAAGCGAAAUAUCCCGAAUACGUUCAGUCCAAAUACAACACGUACUCUGCCCCAGCCUACAAGGCACCGGCUGCUCCCGUUUACUCUGCGCCAGCAUACAGAGCUCCGGAAUACAGAGCUCCGGCCUACAAGGCCCAAGCGUACACCGCUCCAGCCUACUAA